AUGCGGACAAUUUCGUGUUUAGGAUCGAAUGAGGUAAGCCUGGGCUUGCUGGUUGCAGUGGUCAACCCGGAUGGCAGCCGCCCGGGAAUGAGCGACUGUGUGCCGUGGGUGAUUGACUUGAGUGUGCCGGGUGAGCGCGCGUGUUCGGCGGUGGUUUUGGUGCCUCAACAGCACUCGUGGAAGUUGGAGAUGGGCCAGCACAACGAGUUUGACUGGCUGAACGACGUGAGUCGUAUGCGUGUGUACGACACGCCGCGGCAGUGGGGAUCCCAGACGCCAUGGCAGUCGCCGGAGGUUGUGUCGACCGUGCUGGAAAUUGACUCGGAGACAGGGGCAGCAGAGACCGGAUCACCGGAGACUGCGCCCGAGACAGAGGACCCUCUGAUGGGUUUGAAAAAGGGGUUUAAGAUGGGUCGGAAGAUGGGUUCGAGCAAGUUCGUGCAGUCGACCAUAGUGACUGCUAUUGAACGUCGGUUGCAGGAGACGGGGUGUAUGACAGAGAGUACUAAGGCGGACAAGGUGUGGCUGGAGGUGUUCGGGCGAGGACGGGCGGCGCUGCAAUUGGUUGACACGGGAGCAGCCGUUGCAGAGAUAGUUUUCAGUCGCCGAGUGAAGGCGACGGAGUUGAAAGAAUUGUUACCGACGCUGCCAAAGGACUGGCAUGACUCAGUACGCACGGGAGCGCAGGUGGCAGAGCCGCUGGCACAGGCGGCACAGCCGCUGGCACAGCCGCUGGCACAGCGGUGGCCGGUGCUGUCGCCCAGAAGGCCGAGAGAGGUGGUGUAUUCGCGGCGUUGGGACGAGCCGGAAUGUUCAUGUUCGAAAGUGUUCCCAAAACUGUUGUUCAUGGCAGUGGUAACGGGGCUGGUAGUCGCGGCGGCGGUGUACGAAAAGCCCGCGCCGCCGAGACAGUUGGUUUCGUGGAGUCAGUUGCAGGCGCUCGCGACGAAUUGUACGGCGGUGGCGAGUCGCGAUGUCGAGCGCGUUGCGUUUUUGACACGAGGUAGGGGGUGGGAGGAUCCAUGCGAGGGUGCGAGUGGUAUGCUCACACUUACCAGAGGCCUGCCCAGACCUCACAUCAGGGGCUUUCAGUCGUGCUAUCGUUUCGGUGCACCCGACAGCUUCGACCUACAGGGCGUGCUCGAGUCCGCCCGGUUCCACCUUUCGGGGAUCGUGACCGCAGGACAGGUGACAUGCUUCACGGCCGCGGAUACGCAGCGGGCACUUGCCGACAGGAUUGCUCGAGAACUGAACGUGACCGCCAUCGAAAUGCCCUUAAACGACAGCGAGCAAAUGGCCGAGCAUCCUGCAGGUGGGAUGACCGAGCGUCCUGGACAUGGGAUGCCGGGCGUGGGAGUGGACCCGAUGGGAGUAGACUUGCUCGCUAACUACCCCGUCAACGAAGCCUGCAGCACUUCCUGCACCGGUAACUGUAACGCAACACUUCACGACCUAAACGACUGCUUCUGCGACUUCGCGAAACUCGACUGUCUCUACAACUACGGAACUCGUGAUGAGCAGGCUCACCAUGUCGGGCUGGCUGCCUUCAAGUCCACAUGGGGACACUUCAAGAAACACGUCACCGUCUUCAACCGACCUGGCUAUGUUGUGGACAGCUGCGAAGCCGUCUGUCACAAGACCAACCACAUCGAGCUCGACGAAGACACCCACCGAGGCUGA
Messenger RNA from Gregarina niphandrodes, 1680 nucleotides. RefSeq lists its product as hypothetical. NCBI's taxonomy places the organism in Eukaryota, Apicomplexa, Conoidasida, Eugregarinorida, Gregarinidae. Bases 1 to 1680 code for a protein of 559 amino acids. The record is from RefSeq and is a predicted model, not a curated record. The transcript has a single exon.